Chrysoperla carnea is the source of this 3178-nucleotide messenger RNA. RefSeq lists its product as uncharacterized. Lineage: Eukaryota; Metazoa; Arthropoda; Insecta; Neuroptera; Chrysopidae. The transcript has 2 exons. The record is from RefSeq and is a predicted model, not a curated record. The coding region runs from base 61 to 2601 and encodes 846 amino acids.
AAGUAAUUAGUAAAAUCAUUUAACAAAAUUUUAAUAACUUAAAUUAAAAAAUAACAAAAAAUGAAGAUACAAUUAAUAAACAAAAUAUUUAUAAUUAAUAACGUUUUAUUAAUUAUAACAAUUGUGUUUACAUCAGCAGAUCCAGAUCCAUUAACAUUGAUAAACAGUAAUGGUUUAGUCACUACGUAUAGUUCUUCAGUACCGUACUCAGCAGCAUUCAUACAGCCACGGCCUCUGAUCACUUAUGGACAACAACCGAUACAACCGAUACAACAACUGCCACAACAACAACAACAACAACAGCAACAGCAACAGCUUCAACAAUCACAGCAACAACAACAAGUUGUUACCUUACCUCAACAAGCUGUACAACAAAUUCUUGGAGGCUUAAACAAUAACAAUAUUAUUAGUGGUUUUAAUAAGAAUUCCUGUCUGAAAGGUUAUCUUGUAUUGUUAACAUCAGAUAAUACAAGUUGUAAUUGUAAUGGUAAUUGUAAUGGUAAUUGCAAUUGUAAUAGCAAUUGUAAUGAUAAUUGUAAUUGUGGUUGCAAUAGUCAAAACACACCACCAGUAUCAACAGUAUCGAACUAUCCAAUAUCAUCGAAUAGUGGCACACAACAGCAACAACAACAACAACAACAACAACAACAACAACAGCAACAAAUAACAACUGGGACAAGUACAUUCCCGGCAACAAGUGGACAGCAACAGCAACAACAACAACAGCAACAGCAAAUUACAACUGGUAUAACUCCAACUCAAACAUAUAAUCCAACUGGAACAAGUAUAACAUAUACCUCAACUAGUACAGUCGGUACAACGAGCUACGACCAAAAUAAUCAAAAUAAUUAUGGAAAUAGAGGUUACGCUAUAGCUAAUUCAGGAAGAAGUGGUUAUACCACAUUUCCCGGUUCUGGUACAGGAACAAUAACGAAUUCACCGCCUUCAGUGACUUCCACUGACAUUGGUUCCACAUACCAGCUACAACAACAGCAGCAACAGCAACAAAUAACCUCUGGUCAAACUGCUACUCUACCAUCAGGGCAAUAUGUUCCAAGUAAUAAUUAUGGGCAGAAUUAUCCAAGCAAGAAUUUCGAGUAUGAUAAUAACAAAUUCCUUGAUAUACCAAUUGGACUUGGUUUAAAUAUUCUCAGCGUUGGUGAUGCAAAUGCUGCAGCUAGUUCUAGUGGAAAUCCAAUUGGAACAACUUCCUACGGAGGAAGUGGAGUACCAGCCUUUACAAGUCCUACACAAACUCAGCAGCAACAACAGCAACAACAACAGCAAAUAACCUCUGGUCAAACUGCUACUCUACCAUCAGGGCAAUAUGUUCCAAGUAAUAAUUAUGGGCAGAAUUAUCCAAGCAAGAAUUUCGAAUAUGAUAAUAACAAAUUCCUUGACAUACCAAUUGGAUUUGGUUUAAAUUUGCUCAGCGUUGGUGAUGCAAAUGCUGCAGCUAGUUCUAGUGGAAAUCCAAUUGGAACAACUUCCUACGGAGGAAAUGGAGUACCAGCCUUUACAAGUCAGCAACAACAACAGCAACAACAACAGCAAAUAACCUCUGGUCAAACUGCUACUCUACCAUCAGGGCAAUAUAAUCCAAGUUAUAAUUAUGGAAAGAAUAAGCCAAGCAGUAAUUGGGAAUUUGAUAAUAACAAACUCAUUGAUAUACCAAUUGGAUUGGGUUUAAAUUUGCUCAGCGUUGGUGAUGCAAAUGCUGCAGCUAGUUCUAGUGGAAAUCCAAUUGGUACAACUUCUUACGGAGGAAGUGGAGUACCAGCCUUUGCAAGUCCUACACAAACUCAGCAACAACAACAGCAACAACAACAGCAAAUAACCUCUGGUCAAACUGCUUCUCUACCAUCAGGGCAAUAUAAUCCAAGUUAUAAUUAUGGAAAGAAUGAUGAAUUUGAUGGUAACAAAUUCCUUGAUAUACCAAUUGGACUUGGUUUAAAUAUUCUCAGCGUUGGUGAUGCAAAUGCUGCAGCUAGUUCUAGUGGAAAUCCAAUUGGAACAACUUCGUAUGGAGCAAAUGGAGUACCAGCCGUUAGGAGCUCUACACAAGCUCAGCAACAACAACAACAAAUAACAACGCCUAAUGGCGAUAAACAAAUACAACAACAGCAAAUAACCUCUUCUCAAACUGCUGCUCUACCAUCAGGGCAAUAUAAUCCAAGUUAUAAUUAUGGAAAGAAUAAACCAAGCAGUAAUUGGGAAUUUGACAAUAACAAACUCAUUGAUAUACCAAUUGAUUUGGGUUUAAAUUUGCUCAGCGUUGGUGAUACAAAUACUGCAGCUAGUUCUAGUGGAAAUCCAAUUGGAACAACUUCGUAUGGAGCAAAUGGAGUACCAGCCGUUACGAGCUCUACACAAGCUCAGCAACAACAACAAAUAACAACGCCUAAUGGCGAUAAACAAAUACAACAACAGCAAAUAACCUCUUCUCAAACUGCUGCUCUACCAUCAGGGCAAUAUAAUCCAAGUAAUAAUUAUGGAAAGAAUGAUGAAUUCGAUGGUAACAAAUUCCUUGAUAUACCAAUUGGACUGGGUUUAAAUUUGCUCAGCGUUGGUGAUACAAAUGCUGUAGCUAAUUCUAGUUGAAAUCCAAUUGGAACAACUUCGUAAGGAGGAAAUGGAGUACCAGUCUUUACAACUACUACACAAACUCAGCACAACAACAAAUAACAACGCCCAUAAGAGAAGAAAAAAUACAACAACAGCUAAUAAUCUCUUCUCAAACUGAUAUUGUUCCAUCAUGGCCAAAUUAUCCCAGCAGUAAUUUUGAAAGUGAUAAUAACAGAUUUCUUAAUAUACCUACCAGUACUUACUUUAAAUUUACUCAGCGUUGGUAAUGCGAAUGCUAUAUCUUAUUCUUGAGUGAAUUAUAAUGGAAGCUAUGGAAAUAUUCUAAUAGUUUUACCUUGACAUUUAGAAUUAAAUAUUUUAAGUAAAGACUAUUUCUAAAAAUAGUCUUUAAAAAAAAUAAAACUACAUUACAAGCACAUUUGUCAUACUUAUCUCGCUUUGGUAAGGGAAAUUCGGUUGAGAGAACUUAACGAAGACGAUGUCAAAUAUCUUUAUGGAGUAAAAAAUUGGACAUUUUCUACAACUUUUCAACGGGUUUCAUCUAAUAAAAUAAUUAUAAUAUUAAUCAUGAAAAAAAUACAAAACAAAUAAA